Molecule: messenger RNA, 1479 nt
Organism: Cotesia congregata
Lineage: Eukaryota; Metazoa; Arthropoda; Insecta; Hymenoptera; Braconidae
Source: the annotation of a GenBank genome assembly
AUGGAUAUUCCGGCUGCUAAAAUUGAAGACAUGGAGCUUCCUGACGACGGUUUGUCUGCAAACAAAUUAUUCACAGCAGGUGAGGGACUCACCUACAAUGAUUUUAUUAUUCUGCCCGGGUACAUCGACUUCGUCGCUGAUCAAGUCGAACUGGUGUCUCCGUUGACGAAAAAGAUUGGCUUGAAGGUUCCGCUGGUCUCAUCACCGAUGGACACCGUCACCGAGUCGGACAUGGCUAUCGCGAUGGCACUCUCUGGAGGCAUUGAUCCAGUAGUUCUCUCGCCAAAUGACACGGUGCGAGACGUGUUGAAUGUAAAAGCGGAGCACGGAUUUUGCGGAAUACCAAUAACAGAAAACGGUAAAAUAGGAGGCAAGCUGGUAGGAAUCGUGACAUCAAGGGACAUCGAUUUCUUGGAGGACUCAUCUAGCCCUGAGAAAACAAAGCUAGAGUCUGUAAUGACCAAAUCGCAAGACUUGAUCACCGCCAAGUUGGGAGUGACAUUGCCGGAGGCUAAUUACAUUCUAGAGAAGUCUAAAAAGGGUAAACUGCCUAUAGUGAAUGACAAAGGCGAGCUGGUGUCCCUGAUGGCUCGGACGGACUUGAAGAAGAACAGAAGCUACCCAAUAGCCAGCAAGGACGAGAACAAACAGCUGUUGGUCGGCGCAGCCAUCGGAACGCGAGAGACUGACAAAGAGCGUCUCAAAUUACUAGCAUCCGUAGGAGUCGACGUGCUAGUCUUGGACUCUUCUCAAGGAAACUCGAUCUACCAAAUCGAGAUGAUCAAGUUCAUCAAAAAAGAGUACCCGAAAUUGCAGGUGAUUGCGGGGAAUGUAGUAACGACAAUGCAAGCCAGGAAUUUGAUCGAGGCUGGUGCUGACGGACUCCGCGUGGGCAUGGGCUGCGGGUCUAUCUGCAUCACCCAGGAAGUCAUGGCUGUAGGACGGCCUCAGGCUACUGCUGUCUACAAAGUAAGCGAGUACGCGAACAAGUUUGGAGUUCCAGUGAUUGCUGACGGAGGGAUCCAGUCUCUGGGACACAUCAUCAAGGCUCUAAGUCUUGGAGCGAGCACUGUCAUGAUGGGAUCAUUGCUAGCUGGUACUUCUGAGGCCCCCGGCGAGUACUUCUUCAGCGACGGCGUUCGUUUGAAGAAGUACCGUGGCAUGGGAUCUCUGGAAGCGAUGAACAAGAAAGACGCCAAGGGUUCUGCUAUGGAUCGAUACUUCCACAACGAAAUGGACAAGAUGAAAGUCGCCCAGGGCGUCAGCGGGUCGAUCGUUGACAAGGGAAGUGUCCUCAAGUUCUUGCCCUACUUGCAGUGCGGCAUCAAACACGGCUGUCAGGACAUCGGAGCUAGAUCCCUUCUGGCGUUGCGGGAAAUGACCUACAGUGGCAAGCUUAGAUUCGAGCGGAGAUCUCCUUCUGCUCAACAGGAAGGCAAUGUACACAGUCUCUUCUCCUACGAGAAAAGACUCUACUAA